Molecule: messenger RNA, 2550 nt
Organism: Drepanopeziza brunnea f. sp. 'multigermtubi' MB_m1
Lineage: Eukaryota; Fungi; Ascomycota; Leotiomycetes; Helotiales; Drepanopezizaceae
Source: RefSeq, a predicted model, not a curated record
AUGGCUUCCCGGCUCUCGAUGCCGUCCCUCUUGGCCGCAAAUAUCCUCAUCCCAGUUGCGAUAUUGAUCUUCGCCAGUGGAUUCUUUCCUUACAAGCCAUUUCUUCCUGGAUUGGCCCAAUACGAGACAUUGGAGUAUGGGAGUCCGCCAGAAGCUCCUUUCGACAAGCUGAUAUUCAUGGUUGUGGAUGCACUGCGAAGCAAGCAUCUUACUUAUGACAGUCUCAUUUCUAAUGGCGAAGCGAUUCCAUUCACUGCCCAUGCCACAUCUCCUACCAUUACCAUGCCCAGAAUCAAGGCUAUCACUACAGGAUCUACGCCAUCUUUCCUCGACCUAAUCCUCAAUUUCGCAGAAUCAGAUACCUCGUCUACACUUGCAACACAAGACACAUGGCUAGCACAGAUGAAGGCAAAGGGAACUGGCAAAAUGAUCAUGUACGGAGACGAUACCUGGCUGAAGCUAUUCCCCGAUACAUUCGAUCGCGCGGAUGGGACGUCAAGUUUUUUUGUUUCGGACUUUACAGAAGUGGAUAGUAAUGUUACGAGACACAUUCCCGAGGAGCUGAGGAAUGACGAUUGGAGUACCAUGGUGUUGCAUUAUCUGGGACUUGAUCACAUCGGCCACAAGACUGGGCCUCGGGGCCCCAAUAUGAUCCCGAAGCAACAUGAAAUGGAUGGCAUCGUGAGAUUAAUCUAUGGAGCCAUGCAAAACAAGAAGCAUCUACAAUCAACACUGCUAGUGCUUGCCGGUGAUCACGGUAUGAAUGAUGCUGGUAACCACGGUGGCUCAGCCCCAGGAGAAACUUCGCCCGCUCUUGUAUUCAUUGCUCCGAAGCUGAAGACCAUUAGUUCGGAUCAUGGGACACCAGCAGCUUUCGAAGAAGACUUCCAGUACUACUCUACAGUUGAGCAAUCGGACAUAGCCCCAACAUUGGGUGCUUUGCUUGGUUUCCCAGCGCCUCGAAAUAAUCUUGGGGCCAUCAUCCCAGAGCUCUUGCCAUUUUGGCCAAACAAUGUUGAUCGAGCUCAGAUUCUAUUGAGAAAUGCUAAACAGAUUCUGGGUGUCGUUACCGCAGCAUUCCCUUCAUUUGAAUAUGUCGAACCUUCCAAAGACUGCCAGGAAAUGUCUAGCAAUAUUGAUGAGCUCGCAUGCCAAUGGAAGAUUUUGACAAAGACCCAACCGAAGCCUGGACCGGAGAAUCAGAAUAUCGACGAAUGGCUCCGACAUACCACCAAGGCAUCACAAGACAUAAUGAGCAGCACUGCUAGUAAUUACGAUGUUCGAAAACUUGCAACUGGGCAAGCUGUUUCUACAUUAGCUUUCGUUUUUAGCACAGUUGCAGCCAACGCGAUUCUGGCUUGGUCUUUCAAGGAAUCUGUUCCGAUACUUCUGAUCUCUCUGCUAUACGGCAUCAUGAUGUUUGCCAGCAGCUAUGUUGAAGAAGAGCAACACUUUUGGUACUGGGCCACAGCAGCAUGGCUUGUCCUGCUUUGGAUGAAGAGCACUCGCAAACAUAACCGCAACACACUGUUCCUAAACCUGACCUCAAUCCUGAUACUUGUCAUUGCAAGGCUCUCUCGUCGCUGGAACCAAACUGGUCAGAAAUGGGCCGGCGAACCAGAUAUUGCUCGAAACUUCUUCUCCGCACACCGUCUGACUCUAUGGAUGUUCGUCGCACUGACCUACCUAUGGAUCCUUCAGUCCCUUGCUCGAGGAUUCCCUCGCUUCCCACAGAUGGCUGCAGCAGCAAUAUCAACAGCCAUAGUUACCGCGGCCCUAACAUUCAAGCUAGCUUUCACACAUGAGGACUCACCCGAACUCAUGGCCGGCGUCGCCAAAUCAAUGACUGACAGCGAAGCAGGGGCCGGUGUAUCUCUAAUUGGAAGAGCCAGGAUAGCAUUCAUAUUCAUCUUCAUCGCACUCGUCUACACCAUGAUCUCUGGAUUCAGCGAUACGAGGCGUCCAAACCCAACGAUUCACACAAUCCACAACCUCCUAACCCUCUUCCUCACCACGCAAUCUCGCGCAACCAACAUCCCCCUACUCCUCCUCUCCUCCCUCCAAUUCUCCCUUCUCUCCAACCUCGAUCUCAACCUUUACGAAAUCACUACCUCCUCACUCCUCCUACAAUACUCCUCUUUCUUCGCCUUCGGGGGCUCGAACGCUAUUUCCUCCGUUGAUCUAUCCAACGCUUACAACGGCGUUAGCGGGUACAAUGUUGUUGCCGUUGGCAUCCUCACGUUCGCUAGCAAUUGGACCGGUCCGAUUUUUUGGGUCUCCGCUACUACUAUUAUGCUUCUGAAGUACAGGGAGACGGUGAAGAGCGAAGAGAGGAGUGUAUUAGAGCAACAUUUGAGCUUAAUGACGGUAUUUGUAACAUCGAGUUUGGUAUUCGUAAUGGCUGCUUGCACGAUCCUGCGAACGCACUUGUUCAUCUGGACAGUAUUCUCGCCCAAGUAUCUGUACAGUAUGGCGUGGAGCCUGGGUCAGCACCUGGGAGUUAACGUUGGGCUGGGCAGUUUUCUGUACUGGUUGGGUACUUUGUAUUAG